AUGGCUGAGGAUCUGGAUAAGCCAUUGUUGGAUCCCGAGAAUUUCAAUCGGGAAGGAAUCGAUUUGGAACGGUUGCCCUUGGAAGAAGUUUUUGAACAAUUAAGAACAUCAAGGGAAGGACUUUCAUCCGAAGAUGCUGAAGCAAGAUUGAUGAUUUUUGGCCCCAAUAAGCUUGAAGAGAAGCCAGAGGACAAAUUUCUGAAAUUUCUUGGUUUUAUGUGGAAUCCAUUAUCAUGGGUCAUGGAAGCUGCAGCUGUGAUUGCAAUUGUCCUUGCUAAUGGUGGAGAACAAGGUCCAGAUUGGCAAGACUUUGCGGGGAUUGUUUGCUUGCUAAUAAUCAAUUCCACAAUCAGUUUUAUUGAAGAAAACAAUGCUGGGAAUGCUGCCGCAGCCCUUAUGGCUCGCUUAGCUCUGAAGACAAAGGUUCACAGAGAUGGUCAGUGGCAGGGGGAAGAUGCAGCUGUUUUAGUACCUGGAGAUAUUAUUAGCAUAAAGCUCGGGGAUAUCGUUCCUCUGAAAACUGCUGAUGCCCGCCUGCUCGAAGGGGAUCCAUUGAAAAUCGACCAGUCAGCUCUUACUGGAGAAUCUCUACCAGUCACCAAGAGAACAGGUGAUCAAGUCUUUUCGGGUUCAACAUGCAAGCAUGGAGAGAUUGAAGCUGUGGUUAUAGCAACUGGAGUUCACUCUUUCUUUGGAAAAGCUGCACACUUGGUUGACUCCACUGAAGCUAUAGGACAUUUUCAGCAGGUCCUUACAUCCAUUGGGAAUUUCUGCAUUUGUUCCAUAGCUGUGGGAAUGAUUAUUGAAAUCAUUGUGAUGUUUCCCAUACAGCACCGAACUUACAGGGACGGAAUAAACAAUCUUCUUGUUCUCCUAAUUGGAGGAAUACCUAUUGCCAUGCCCACAGUUUUGUCUGUAACACUUGCUAUCGGUUCUCAUCGACUCUCUCAACAGGGUGCCAUUACAAAAAGGAUGACAGCAAUUGAAGAAAUGGCAGGCAUGGACAUUCUUUGCAGCGAUAAAACUGGAACUUUGACUUUGAACCGCCUCACCGUUGACCAAAAUCUUAUUGAGGUCUUUAACAAAGACAUGGACAAAGACACAAUUGUGUUGCUUGCAGCUAGAGCAUCAAGACUGGAGAACCAGGACGCUAUUGAUGCAGCCGUUAUCAACAUGCUUGCCGAUCCAAAGGAGGCACGUGCAAAUAUCACGGAAGUGCACUUUUUGCCCUUCAAUCCAGUUGACAAGCGUACUGCAAUUACAUACAUCGAUCCUGAUGGUAAUUGGCACAGAGCCAGCAAAGGAGCUCCAGAACAGAUCCUAAAUUUAUGCCAAGAGAAAAAUGAGAUUGCUGGAAGAGUGCAUGCCAUCAUAGACAAAUUCGCCGAAAGGGGUUUGCGAUCACUUGGAGUUGCUUAUCAGGAAGUUCUAGAAAAAUCUAAGGAGGGUCCUGGAGGUCCUUGGACGUUUUGUGGACUGUUGCCCUUGUUUGAUCCUCCAAGACAUGAUAGUGCUGAGACCAUCCGUAGAGCUCUAAACCUUGGCGUCUGUGUUAAGAUGAUUACCGGUGACCAAUUGGCCAUAGCAAAGGAGACGGGUAGAAGACUUGGGAUGGGGACAAACAUGUAUCCAUCGUCUUCAUUGCUUGGUCGAGAGAAGGAUGAACAUGAAGCUCUGCCAGUGGAUGAGCUCAUUGAAAAGGCCGACGGCUUUGCUGGUGUAUUCCCCGAACAUAAGUACGAAAUUGUGAAGAUUUUACAAGAGAAGAAACACGUGGUGGGGAUGACUGGAGAUGGUGUAAAUGAUGCACCGGCUUUGAAGAAAGCAGAUAUUGGAAUAGCAGUGGCUGAUUCUACAGAUGCUGCAAGAAGUGCUGCUGAUAUAGUCUUGACUGAGCCUGGCUUAAGCGUGAUUGUCAGUGCAGUCUUAACUAGCCGAGCCAUAUUCCAAAGAAUGAAGAAUUAUACGAUAUAUGCCGUCUCCAUAACUAUAAGGAUUGUGCUUGGCUUCGCGCUCCUUGCAUUGAUUUGGGAGUAUGACUUCCCACCUUUCAUGGUUCUCAUAAUAGCAAUACUAAACGAUGGAACCAUCAUGACUAUUUCCAAAGAUCGGGUAAAGCCUUCUCUAAGGCCUGACAGUUGGAAACUCAACGAGAUAUUUGCAACCGGCAUUGUCAUUGGCACGUAUCUUGCUCUUGUCACUGUGUUAUUUUACUGGGUCGUAGUUGACACCGAUUUCUUUGAGACACACUUCCAUGUUAGAUCCUUGUCUGGGAAUACCGAGGAAGUGUCAUCAGCCAUUUAUCUUCAAGUUAGCAUAAUCAGCCAGGCUUUGAUAUUCGUCACGCGUAGUCAGAGUUGGUCUUUUCUAGAGAGGCCUGGAGUUCUUUUGAUGUGUGCAUUUGUGGUUGCCCAACUGGCGGCAACCUCAGUUGCUGUCUAUGCACAUAUAAGCUUUGCUUAUAUUAGAGGCAUUGGAUGGCGUUGGGCUGGAGUUAUAUGGUUAUAUAGUCUGAUAUUCUACUUACCUCUUGACAUUAUCAAGUUCACUGUUCGUUAUGCAUUGAGUGGAGAAGCUUGGAAUCUAUUAUUUGAUAGAAAGACUGCUUUUACUUCUAAGAAAUACUAUGGAAAGGAAGAUCGGGCAGCUAAGUGGGUACUUUCUCAGAGAAGUCUCCAAGGGUUGAUGUCUGUAGAUUUGGAAGCCAAUGGAAGGCGCAGCCGUAGAUCUUCUCUGAUCGCUGAACAAGCCAUGCGCCGCGCUGAAAUAGCCAGGUUGGGGGAGUUACACACUCUAAGAGGACAUCUAGAGUCGGUAGUAAGGCUUAAAAAUUUGGAUUUGAAUGUGAUCCAAUCAGCUCAUACAGUCUAA
This is a messenger RNA of Morus notabilis, 2871 nucleotides long. Its product is annotated as ATPase 10, plasma membrane-type. Gene Ontology annotation, biological process: regulation of intracellular pH; proton export across plasma membrane. NCBI's taxonomy places the organism in Eukaryota, Viridiplantae, Streptophyta, Magnoliopsida, Rosales, Moraceae. The record is from RefSeq and is a predicted model, not a curated record. Gene Ontology annotation, molecular function: P-type proton-exporting transporter activity; ATP binding; ATP hydrolysis activity. Gene Ontology annotation, cellular component: plasma membrane.